CGAUAUUGAUAUUUAUCUGCUAUAUGUCCAAGUGUGUGUUCUGCCUUUUAUUAGAGGUGUUAAUGUGUAUUUUUAAAAGGCCCAUUGAAAAAAAAGAAGUAGACUAUGAUGUCCUGCGACAGCUAGCAUGUGGAUAGAGUUUCACAUUCUAUAUUUACUCCUCCGUGUGUCACUGAGCUAUUUAAAUGCCAAACGCAUGCUCUUACACCCAAUAAGUUAGGGACAUUCGGGCUGAACACACCAUGAUGGACCUUUUCGAGACCAAUACAUACCUGUUUAACGAUUUACGUUACCUGGAAGCAGACCAUGGAGCUCUGCAACACCUGGACAUGCCGGAAGUUUCUCCUUUGUACCAGGAGGACGAAAGUUCUGAGUCUCAGAAUCUCCAGGAUGACGAAGAGGAACACGUUUUCGUCCCAAAGGCCUUAAAGCCUCAUUGUGACGGUCAGUGUUUGAUCUGGGCGUGUAAGAUCUGUAAGAGAAAGUCAGGACCUACGGACCGGAGGAAAGCAGCGACGCUGCGUGAGAGACGGAGAUUGAAAAAAAUCAAUGAAGCGUUUGAAGCGCUGAAGAGGAAAACUGUCCCCAAUCCAAACCAGAGGCUUCCGAAAGUGGAGAUUUUACGCAGUGCCAUCAGUUACAUCGAAAAACUCCAGGAUUUGUUGCACAACCUGGACGAGCAGGAAAGACUGUCUGAGAAUGGAGGUAUUCACCAGAACCCUAGAGAACACAAUGUGUCUAACGGUGAGUAUCGAUGGAAAAGCACAUGGCAGGGAAACUCAGAUCAUUCCAGUGCAGAAUCGUCUCAACAGAGAGAAGGAUGUGUAACGGAGUCUCUGGCGUCCAGCAGUCUCCGUCGCCUCUCCUCUAUCGUGGACAGCAUUUCCACCGAGGACACAAAGACGAAUGAAGGGUGAUGAAGAAAUGUUUGGAAUGCGUGAAGAAGCUAGGCUCACAUUUCCAUUUUAACUGUUCAAGCUCGUUGUUCAUAUAUUUAUACCAAAACCACUGUGUUCCUGGUGUCUAUUCCGUGUAUCACAAUGUUUCACGUGAUUCCAGUUAUUUCCAGAGAUUCCUGAUCAUUCAUCACUCUUUACUUGUACAGACUUUGAUAU
Silurus meridionalis is the source of this 1115-nucleotide messenger RNA. RefSeq names its product myogenic factor 6 (gene myf6). The record is from RefSeq and is a predicted model, not a curated record. The coding region runs from base 243 to 917 and encodes 224 amino acids. NCBI's taxonomy places the organism in Eukaryota, Metazoa, Chordata, Actinopteri, Siluriformes, Siluridae. Gene Ontology annotation, biological process: positive regulation of myoblast differentiation; regulation of transcription by RNA polymerase II; muscle organ development. The transcript is spliced from 3 exons. Gene Ontology annotation, molecular function: protein dimerization activity; RNA polymerase II cis-regulatory region sequence-specific DNA binding; DNA-binding transcription factor activity, RNA polymerase II-specific.